This is a messenger RNA of Xyrauchen texanus (razorback sucker), 3674 nucleotides long. RefSeq names its product mevalonate (diphospho) decarboxylase a (gene mvda). The coding region runs from base 104 to 1312 and encodes 402 amino acids. Gene Ontology annotation, cellular component: cytosol. Gene Ontology annotation, biological process: isopentenyl diphosphate biosynthetic process, mevalonate pathway; isoprenoid biosynthetic process. The transcript is spliced from 10 exons. The record is from RefSeq and is a predicted model, not a curated record. NCBI's taxonomy places the organism in Eukaryota, Metazoa, Chordata, Actinopteri, Cypriniformes, Catostomidae. Gene Ontology annotation, molecular function: ATP binding; diphosphomevalonate decarboxylase activity.
UGUGUGUAUUUCUCGCCGUCAAAUUGCGGUUGGUAUCAGUAACAGCAGUUGCUCACUUUUGUUAAAUUGUCUGUUUGUCUGCAAUUUUUAUAAAACUACAAAUAUGCCAGAAAACGGUCACCAAAAUGUCACUAUGGUAACGUGCACGGCGCCAGUUAACAUCGCUGUCAUCAAAUACUGGGGAAAGCGAGAUGAAGGUCUUAUUCUGCCUGUCAAUUCCUCACUGAGUGUGACUCUUCAUCAGGAGCAGCUCAAAACAACCACAACAGUGGCCUGCAGUAGCAGUUUCCAGGAGGAUCGGAUGUGGCUGAACGGUAAAGAAGAGGACAUGAAGCACCCCAGACUGCAGUUGUGUCUACGAGAAAUUCGGAGGUUAGUGCGCAAGAGACGUAAUACAGGUGAUCCAGCUUCUGAUGUCAUCAGUGUGUCCCACAAGCUACACAUCUGCUCCAUGAAUAACUUCCCCACGGCUGCAGGCCUCGCCUCCUCUGCAGCUGGAUACGCCUGUCUGGUGUACACACUGUCGAAGUUGUUCGGCGUAGAUGGCAAUCUGUCUGUGGUGGCACGGCAGGGAUCUGGCAGUGCAUGCAGGAGUCUUUAUGGCGGAUUCGUCCAGUGGAAGAUGGGUGAACGGUCGGAUGGUGAAGACAGUGUCGCCGAACAGGUGGAAUCUGAAUCGCAUUGGCCGCAGCUCAGAGUGCUCAUACUAGUGGUGAGUGCUGAGCAGAAGUCUGUCGGCAGCACGUCUGGAAUGCACACAAGUGUGGAGACGAGUCCACUUCUCAAGUACCGGGCAGAUGCUGUGGUGCCGUGCCGUAUGGAGGAGAUGAUCAUGGCUGUUCGACAGCGGGACUUUGCAGCAUUCGCUGAGCUCACCAUGAAAGACAGUAACCAGUUUCAUGCCACCUGUCUGGACACCUACCCACCUAUCUUCUACCUGAAUGACAUCUCGCACAGCAUAAUUAACCUUGUGCACUGCUACAACCAGCACUACAGAGAGACCCGAGUGGCUUACACCUUUGAUGCAGGUCCUAAUGCAGUUAUAUACACCUUACAAGAGCACCUGCCAGAGUUUGUUGAGCUGCUCCAUCAUUUCUUCCCCCCACAAACCAACAGAGGAGAGUUUGUGAAGGGUCUUCCUGUGUGUUCGGCCUCUCUCUCUGAAGAUUUGAAGCGAGAUAUUAAAAUGGAGCCCAAACCCAACGGCAUCCGCUAUAUCAUCAGCACUAAGGCUGGUCCUGGACCGUGUGUACUGGAGGAUCCAAACCUUCAUCUUUUGGCUGCUGAUGGGAUGCCCAAGAACACAGCCUGAAAAAAAACAGCAGUUACACACCAACCAAAACCAUACAGAAGGAACAAAACAAAAGACAAAGUUAUUUUCUGUUAUUAAAAUAACCAUUUUUAAUGGUCCAAUGAGUGUUUCUCUGUCGUUUUACCCACUGAAGAAAUGCGCGCUGUCUAUAUUCUUGUCUUCAUUCCAGAAUCUUUUUCUAAAUGUGGUUUAUUUGUUCUAUAACUUUAUUUUAAAAUGUAUUGUCGAAAGAAAGAAACCAGUUCCUACACAAUGAAGACAUUGCAAAGGAUGUAAAAGAAACUAACAAACAUGCUACACUAGUGUUGAACUAAGGAAUAUUCUGGGUUCACUACAAGUUAAGCUCAAUCGACAGCAUUUGUGGCAUAAUGUUGAUUACCACAAAAUUAAUUUCUACUUGUCUCUCCUUUUCUUGAAAAAAAACUAAAAAGCAGAAUUCUGUGAGACACUUAGAUUGGAAAUGAAUGGGGUCAAUCCGUAAACGUUAAAAUACUCACUGUUUCAAAAUUAUGGGCACAAGAUGUAAACAAUGUGUUAACAUGAUUUUAGUGUGAUAAAAUCACUUACUAUUCGUUACCAUGACGAUAUAAUGUCAACUGUAAAAAUUAUGAUUUAAACAUUACAGCUCAAAUAAUACAUGAUUUUUAACAGAAGAAUUAUUGUAAGUGCUUUUAUAAAAUUAUAACCUUCACAUUUCUGCCUUUUUAAACCCUCCAAAAAUUGGCCCUAAUGACUUCCAUUGUAAGUGUCUCAUUGGAACACAGAUUUGUUCUUUUUUUUUUUUUUUUUUAAAGAAAAGGAUGGUAAUCAACAUAACAGCACAAAUGCUGUAAAUUGAAGAUAUUACACAGUGUUAUCAAGAACAUCCAGCAUGUUUAUUUAUGGUGUAUAUAUAUACACACACAGGUGCUGGUCAUAUAAUUAGAAUAUCAUCAAAAAGUUGAUUUAUUUCAGUAAUUCCAUUCAAAAGUGAAACUUGGAUAUUAUAUUCAUUCAUUCCACACAGACUGAUAUAUUUCAAACGUUUAUUUCAUUUAAUUGUGAUGAUUAAAACUGACAACUAAUGAAAAUCCCAAAUUCAUUAUCUCCGAAAAUUAGAAUAUUACUUAAGACAAUACAAAAAAAGGAUUUUUAGAAAUGUUGGCCAACUGAAAAGUAGGAACAUGAAAAGUAUGAGCAUGUACAGCACUCAAUACUUAGUUGGGGCUCCUUUUGCCUGAAUUACUGCAGCAAUGCGGCGUGGCAUGGAGUCGAUCAGUCUGUGGCACUGCUCGGGUGUUAUGAGAGCCCAGGUUGCUCUGAUAGUGGCCUUCAGCUCUUCUGCAUUGUUGGGUCUGGCGUAUCGCAUCUUCCUCUUCACAAUACCCCAUAGAUUUUCUAUAGGGUUAAGGUCAGGCGAGUUUGCUGGCCAAUUAAGAACAGGGAUACCAUGGUCCUUAAACCAGGUACUGGUAGCUUUGGCACUGUGCGCAGGUGCCAAGUCCUUUUGGAAAAUUAAAUCUGCAUCUCCAUAAAGUUGGUCAGCAGCAGGAAGCAUGAAGUGCUCUAAAAUUUCCUGGUAGACGGCUGCGUUAACCUUGGACCUCAGAAAACACAGUGGACCAACACCAGCAGAUGACAUGGCACCCCAAACCAUCACUGACUGUGGAAACUUUACACUGGACUUCAAGCAACGUGGAUUCUGUGCCUCUCCUCUCUUCCUCCAGACUCUGGGACCUUGAUUUCCAAAGGAAAUGCAAAAUUUACUUUCAUCAGAGAACAUAACUUUGGACCACUCCAGUCCUUUUUGUGUUCUGACGCUGUGUCUUGUUCAAGAGUGGCUUGACACAAGGAAUGUGACAGCUGAAACCCAUGUCUUGCAUACGUCUGUGCGUGGUGGUUCUUGAAGCACUGACUCCAGCUGCAGUCCACUCUUUGUGAAUCUCCCCCACAUUUUUGAAUGGGUUUUGUUUCACAAUCCUCUUCAGGAUGCAGUUAUCCCUAUUGCUUGUACACUUUUUUCUACUACAUCUUUUCCUUCCCUUCGCCUCUCUAUUAAUGUGCUUGGACACAGAGCUCUGUGAACAGCCAGCCUCUUUAGCAAUGACCUUUUGUGUCUUGCCCUCCUUGUGCAAGGUGUCAGUGGUCAUCUUUUGGACAGCUGUCAAGUCAGCAGUCUUCCCCAUGAUUGUGUAGCCUACAGAACUAGACUGAGAGACCAUUUAAAGGCCUUUGCAGGUGUUUUGAGUUAAUUAGCUGAUUAGAGUGUGGCACCCGGUGUCUUCAAUAUUGAACCUUUUCACAAUAUUCUAAUUUUUUGAGAUACUGAUUUUGGGGGUUUUCAUUAGUUGUCAGUUAUAAUCAUCAAAAUUAAAGGAAUGAA